Messenger RNA from Octodon degus (degu), 2581 nucleotides. RefSeq names its product calcium-activated chloride channel regulator 2. The record is from RefSeq and is a predicted model, not a curated record. NCBI's taxonomy places the organism in Eukaryota, Metazoa, Chordata, Mammalia, Rodentia, Octodontidae. The transcript has 11 exons. The coding region runs from base 213 to 2570 and encodes 785 amino acids.
GAAUCAGGAGGAAGCUCAACCACAGAGGAGUGAAGUGUGGCAUUGCCUUAGAGAAAAAGAACUUGUAGAGACAGGUCCCAGAUAGAUCCACCCAGGAGCUUUAAGAGAAAGGAUUUCUUCAUGAAAUAUUCUCAGACCUUCCAAGUACAGGAAGCGACCAUCUACUUCUACAUUUAACACCUGACACAAUGUGCCCAGCAGGCCCCCUGUGAAUGAACAACAGACUUCUUUACAACAUGACCCACAGGGACAAUGUAAGUCUUCUCUGCAGUCUGAAGUUUGUGACUCUUCUAGCUGUUCUAAGCCCGGAACUUUCAUUCCUGGGAGCCGGAGUACAGCUUAAAGACAAUGGAUAUGAUGGAUUACUUGUUGCAAUCAAUCCACAGGUACCUGAGAAUCAGGAUCUCGUCCCAAACAUUAAGGAAAUGAUAACUGAAGCUUCUUUUUACCUGUUCAAUGCUACCAAGAGAAGAGUGUUUUUCAGAAAUAUACAGAUUUUAAUACCUGCCACAUGGAAAGUUAAUAAUUACAGCCAAAUAAAACAAGAAUCAUAUGAAAAGGCUAAUGUCAUAGUGACUGAUUGGAAUGGAGUAAAUGGAGAUGAUCCGUACACCCUACAAUACAGAGGGUGUGGGAAAGAGGGAAAAUACAUUCAUUUCACAUCCAAUUUCCUACUGAAUGAUGAUUUAACGGCUGGCUAUGGAUCACGGGGCAGAGUGUUUGCCCACGAAUGGGCCCACCUCCGCUGGGGUGUGUUUGAUGAAUACAACAAUGACAAACCUUUCUACUUAGAUGGCCAAAAUAAAAUUAAAGCAACCAGCUCGACAUUCCCACCACUGGUGGUCUCUCCCCAUAGUCCUCGUCAGUCCCAUGAGUCUGCGGGCAGCAGUACCUCUAAAGCCCCGUCGGCAGUCCAGGGUCAGCAUGGAGUGCGGCACGUAGUUGGCAGCCAAAAACCACCUGUUACACUGGUAGUUGAAUUCUGUAACGCAAGUACCCACAACCAAGAAGCUCCAAACCUACAGAACCAAAUGUGCAGCCUGAGGAGUGCAUGGGACAUCCUCGUGGACUCCUCGGACUUCAGUCACAGUUUUCCCAUGAACGGGACAGAACUUCCACCUCCUCCCACAUUCUCUGUUGUCCAGGCUGGUGACAAAGUGGUCUGUUUAGUGCUGGAUGUGUCUAGCAAGAUGGCAGAGCUUGAAAGCACAAGUGAAAAUGUCGAACCUUACCAUCAACUGAAAAACACUGUGACUGUGGACAGCAGUGUGGGCAACGACACUACUUUCCUAGUCACAUGGCAGAUCAGUGGUCCUCCUGAGAUUGUGCUGUCGGAUCCUACCGGAAGAAAAUACUACACAAAUAAUUUUAUCACCAGCCUAGCCUCUCAGACAUCUAGGCUUUACAUUGCAGGAACCGCCAAGCCUGGGCACUGGGCUUGCUCCCUGAACAACACCCACCAUUCUCCUCAAGUCCUGACAGUGACAGUGGCCUCCCGCGCCUCCAGCUCCACUGUGCCCCCGGUCACUGUGGAAGUCUUUGUGGAAAAAGACAGCAUCCAUUUUCCUGAUCCUGUGACUAUUUAUGCAAAUGUGAAAAAGGGGCUAUAUCCCAUUCUUAAUGCCACUGUCACUGCUGUAAUCGAGCCAGAGACUGGAGAUCCUAUUAUGCUGAAACUUUUGGAUGACGGAGCAGGUGCCGAUGUUAUUAAAAAUGAUGGAAUUUACUCGAGAUAUUUUUUCUCCUUUGCUGUAAAUGGUAGAUAUAGCUUGAAAGUGCAUGUCAGUCGCUCUCCCAGCGUAAGCACCCUAGUCCACCCUCUCGCAGGAAGUCAUGCUAUGUAUGUACCAGGUUACAUAGCAAAUGGUAACAUUCAGAUGAAUGCUCCAAGAAAAUCAGCACAUAGAAGUGAGGAAGAGCAAAAGUGGGGCUUUAGCAGAGUAAGCUCAGGGGGCUCCUUUUCAGUACGAGGAGUUCCAGAUGGCUCCCGUCCUGACGCCUUCCCACCGUGCAAAAUUAUUGACCUGGAAGCUGUAAAAGUGGAAGAGGAGGUGACUCUAUCUUGGACAGCUCCUGGAGAAGACUUUGAUCAGGGUCAGGCUACAAGUUAUGAAAUAAGAGUAAGUAAAAGCCUACAGAGUAUUCGAGAUGACUUUAACAAUGCCAUUUUGGUGAAUACAUCAAAGCUCAAUCCUCAGCAGGCUGGCACCAGAGAGAUAUUUACAUUCUUACCCAGAUCUUUUACAAAUGAACCUGAAUAUCAACCUGAAAGUGAAGCACAAGAAAACCACAGGAUGUAUGUGGCCAUCAGAGCAAUAGAUAGGAACUCUCUGAAGUCUGCUGUGUCUAACAUUGCUCAGGUAUCUUUGUCUAGUCCUCUGAGCUCUGCUUCUGCAUCUGGCAGAGAUCAUCUUAUACUGAAAGGAGUCUUAACAGCAAUGACUUUGAUAGGAAUCAUUUGCUUUGUUAUAGUUGUAAUACAUUACACUUUAAACAAGAAAAAAGGUGGUCAAGAAAAAGAAUGGGACGAAAUUACUAUGAACACAUGCACAGAGUACCUCCCCUCUUAGUUUUAAGAGCC